UAGGGCUGGUUCCAUUAAAAUUGGACGUAAUUGGAUUCAAGCUUUUUAUGUGCAAGUCCUCAUGUGUAGGCAGAAUACACAAUCUUUUUUUAAAUACAAAAAACAACGAUUCCUAUAUGUUCCUCCUUAACAUAUAAGAACGUGAUGCAGGGCUUAAUGCCGGGCAAUAAGCACUGCAUCAUGUUGGGAAGCAUUUUGCUGUCAGAUGCGCAGUGGUGUACAAUGACAGUAAAUGGAAUUUUCUGUUCCUUUAAGGGGCGUCAUUGGCACGGCAGAGCAGAGGCUGGCUGCAGGUGCAGUCUGGAACGACUGAAUGUGGACUGGGUGAGCUUGGCACAAUGCCAGCUGGCACACUCAGCGCCGCAGUGACAGAAACCAAAGAAGCGAACGUAAAAGAGCAAAGUAGAGAAGAAAAGAGAAGCAGGGAAAGAUGCAGGAGGAGAUAGCAACCGAAAGCUAGUACAGGAAACCUCUCAUAAAUCAUGUCAUUUGGAGAACACAAGGUGCCUGGGUUAGUAAAGCACUGCGGAGAGUCUCGUUACUGCAGCACCAAGAGAGAGACAGAGGGCAGCAGCGACUGGGAGCGGAGUGGGGAGAAGCUCUUGGAGAAUCUGCCGGGAAGCUUUGGAGAAAUUCAUUCAUUCAUUCGCUCAGACCAUGGCUGAGAAAAGUUCCGAAGCCGUGCUGAUAAGAACUCUAAACUAAAACAAGACGGCGUUUAAAGUUCAUUGCAAAGUGCUGACGUCAGCGUGAGUAAAUAGAGCCAUUGAGGACUGACCGAUAAACAUCGUUAACGCAACCAUUGUCCAAGAGAGGGGAGAAAUGGUGAUUCUCAGUGGAAGGGAGAGUGAUUGCGAGGAUGAAAAAAAUGGGGCUGUGCCGGGUGAGACAGUGAAAACAGACGAGAAUGUCCGGCGUGGAAACUGGUCCAAUCAGAUUGAGUUUGUGCUGACCAGCGUUGGGUACGCUGUGGGUCUUGGCAACGUCUGGCGGUUUCCUUACCUGUGCUACAGAAAUGGUGGAGGUGCAUUUAUGUUUCCCUAUAUCAUCAUGCUGGUGUUCUGUGGUAUCCCUCUCUUCUUUAUGGAGCUGUCCUUCGGCCAGUUCACCAGCCAAGGCUGUCUGGGAGUCUGGAAGGUCAAUCCCAUGUUCAAAGGAGUGGGCUACGGGAUGAUGGUGGUGUCCACGUACAUUGGGAUCUACUACAAUGUGGUCAUCUGCCUCGCCUUCUACUACUUCUUCUCCUCCAUGAACAGCCUUCUGCCGUGGACUUACUGCAACAACAGGUGGAACACAGCCAACUGCAGCAGCGUCCUGCAGAGCAACAGGACCACCAACAUGACCGAGCUGUCACAGGACGUCUCCACAUUGGUCAACAGUACAAUGAAGAGGACCAGUCCUAGUGAGGAGUACUGGAAGUAUUAUGUGCUGAAGGUCUCCGGUGACAUUGGGACCUUUGGGGAGAUUCGUUUGCCUUUGCUCGGCUGCCUGGCUGUGGCUUGGUUUGUAGUCUUCCUCUGCCUCAUUAAAGGGGUCAAGUCUUCGGGAAAAGUGGUGUAUUUUACAGCGACUUUCCCAUAUGUAGUGCUGACCAUUCUAUUUAUCCGUGGGAUCACUCUGGAUGGAGCAGUCAAUGGCAUUAAGUAUUAUCUCACCCCACAGUGGGACAAGAUUCUAGAUGCAAAGGUCUGGGGUGAUGCUGCUUCCCAGAUAUUCUAUUCCCUGGGAUGUGCCUGGGGCGGUCUGAUAACAAUGGCAUCUUACAACAAGUUUCACAAUAACUGCUACAGGGACAGUAUCAUCAUCAGUAUCACUAACUGCGCCACCAGUGUUUAUGCUGGCUUUGUCAUCUUCUCCAUACUUGGCUUCAUGGCCUCGCACCUGGGGGUGGAAGUGUCGGAAGUGGCAGAUCAUGGUCCUGGUUUGGCCUUUGUGGCCUAUCCUGAAGCCCUGACCCUGCUGCCAGUCUCCCCUUUCUGGUCCAUUCUCUUUUUCUUCAUGUUGAUUCUUCUGGGACUGGGCACACAGUUCUGCCUCUUGGAAACACUGGUCACUGCUAUCGUUGAUGAGAUUGGCAGUGACUGGAUUCAUACCCGGAAAUCCUUGGUGACUCUGGCCGUUGCUGUCAUUGGCUUUCUGCUGGGAAUUCCUCUAACUACACAAGCGGGCAUUUACUGGCUGCUUCUCAUGGAUAACUAUGCAGCCAGCUUCUCUCUGGUUGUGAUUUCCUGCAUUAUGUGCAUCGCUAUCAUGUACAUUUACGGACACGAACAAUACUUUAAGGAUGUUGAGAUGAUGCUUGGCUUUCCACCUCCAGCCUUCUUCCAAAUCUGCUGGCGUUUUGUAUCUCCAAGUAUUAUUUUUUUCAUACUGAUAUUCACUGUGGUGCAGUACAAGCCCAUCAGUUACAAUGAUUACGUGUUUCCAUCCUGGGCUCUCAUCAUCGGUUUCCUAAUGGCAAUGUCCUCAGUCAUCUGCAUCCCCAUUUAUGCCAUUUGGAAGAUCUGCAUGUCAGAAGGCGACACCUUCUGGGAGCGUUUGAAAAAUGCGAAUAAACCGGACAAGACCUGGGGCCCGGCUUUGCUAGAGCAUCGUAUAGGCCGAUACGCAAUCUCCAGUCCCUCCAGCGACCUCAAUCUCGAGGUUCAACAGUUAAACCCAGAGAAGGAGAGAGAGAAGGAGCAGCUACCAGCCGGGGAUAGAGAAGAUUGUAAUCUCAGCGUUCAAGGCCACAACGGUUCUGCACAUACGCAGGACUCCAAGGUGUAAUCAAAGCAACAACAAAAAAAAUCAAAGAAGACAAUUAAUUAAUGGGGGAUUAAUGGGAGGGAGGAUAAAGACAGCCUUUACAAACAGGGAAUAAUUCUUCCCCUACAAUUCCUUAUCCGAUCUGUGGAAUUUGACACAUAACCAGCACAACUUAAUUGAUUUUUUUCAGGUGUGUGUUUUUCUUUUAUUUUUACAAAGAUCGAUAGAAGCGCAUAACUUAAUAUUUAAACCCAAUUUUGUUCGUAAAAAGAGAAAAAAAAAACCUCUAAAUCAGUUAUUUUUUUGUUGUCAUUUUGUGACGUGCAGUACUUUGUAUACAUUCUAUUUGUACAUUAGUACAGCUGAUAGCUGAGAGAAAGUUUCCUGGUCGUAAACUAGCUGUUUCUCGUGGCUAACCCUGGUUCCUGUUUGUGUUUCCUAUCUUCUCCAUGCUGCAGCAUUGCUUGUUGUAUGAUAGCCACCUCUUGAUUUUGCUUAACAGUCAAGGUAGUUCGACAUAUGAGAGGACAACUUGUGAAGGAAACUGGAGUUUAAACAUUAAGGUUUAUUUUGGGCUAAUUUAUAACAGUAACAUAGUUAGAGAGGGGAAGCAACAACAACAAAUUGCACUUAUAUAGUGCCCUCCAUGCAGGGGAGCAUGUCAGAGAGCUUAAAAAGUUCAGCACUGAGCACGAUUCUAAGUGUAUCUGAUGCCCACCAAACCAAGUGAUUUGAUGAACAGUUAAGUUCCAGCCACACACCAUUAAAAGGUAGAUCGGUACAAAACACAUGUGUACGUUGAUUGUACUGAGAAUGUGUGUAAACUCUGAUAAACUUCUAUCUACUAAAUUCAAUAGAAAGAUCAACAGCACUAUGAGAAACAAUCCUUCUCCUAAACUGUCUCUGUCCUCGUUGAAAGUUCCUCCCAUUUCUAAGGCAUUGACUCACUUUAAGACUAUAACAUCCCCCUGAUUCGCAUGUUGAUUGGGCCUCCAUUACUAAUGCACUCUAAUUUGCUCGAAAAUAUCAGCACUUCAGCUGUACAUAAGAACAUAGGAACUGUACAGGGCCUGGGAAAAAAACAGUGUGGUUCAUCUUGCCCUAAGCUGUAGUGUUUAAAUGGGUGCACAGUUUAUACCACUGAACAUAUGGGAGUUGGCAUUGAGAUAUGCACCAGCUAGGCACCACGUGUGUCUAAACAACAAUACAUAGGAAUAUUUUGAUCACUUUGUUGAUUAGUUAAAUAUUCAACUCCUCAACUUUGUUGGCCGCCCUGUACCAUAUUUGUAUCGUAGACGUGGAGAGGGAAUGCUUGAUACAGUUGGCAUCCGGAAUUUGUGUCGUUCUUAGAAAAGGGCAGUGAUACGAUGAUAUAUGAUACCCAGUGAGAUUAUUCACUUACAUUCUCAAAUUAUACCUAUGGUUGUGCCCCAAAAUCCCGUGCCCAGCUCUGCAGCCGUAUCUAGCAAAGAGGGAGGCUUGGGACAAUACUUUUUUUCUUCCAGAUAGUUCAUGUUCCAGCCAAUGUACAAUUGUAUCACUAUAUCAGCCAUUGCCAGUUCUUAAUCAUUAAGAUUUCUGUCCAAGAAGGUAAAAACCUUUGCAAGUCUUCAUUUAAAUGUACUCUUUCCAUGUGAUUUACAACCCCCCCACCCCCCACCCCGGACUGUUUGUCUCCUCCUUCAAGCAAAGUGGUCCAUCAAAGGUCAUGAGCUUGGUGCUUUAGUCAGAAGAAGUAGGUCUUUAACAAGAUGCUGUACCCAUUAGUGUUACAAGAUGCAUCGACCUAUUUAACUGAAAUCUGAUGUUCCUCUAUUCCCAAUGUCUAAACCAAUUUUGUGUUUCAUUCUUUCAAACUGAGGAGGUGAAGCCUCUGUUCCAUAACCCAAAUUGGGCCCCACAAUGCCCAGACACUCAAAGGCCCAAAGUUUCUCAUAGGCUCAGCUUUAAGAUUCAAAAUCAUUUAUUCCGAAUUUGGGAAAAUUCUCAUGUUCUUGAGUCAUAACUUUGGAAGUGGAUUUCGACAGUUUCCGAAUUAAGAAUGGGUUUAAUAUUUUUCCAAAAUUCUGCAUGUAGUCUUAAUUAAGGCUAAGAUUGUGAAGAUUUUAAUCGAUUGAAAUAAAAAUGGGGAGAAGGGCAGAGAGUUGAGCAUCAGUUGUUUCUAAACCCAUCUUAUACUGCAUUGCUCACUAUUAGGGGAGAUAGAACAGCACAAAUGGAACAAUUUAGCCUACGCUGCUUGGAAAUUUGUUCUUCCCCAAAAAACACAUUGUGUUGAAAAGGGCUCACCUAUUCCGGUGUUUCCCACACCCCAAUGUACAGCUGCAUCAAUCUGGCAAAUGAUGUGAAGUACGUCAAUUAUGUGUAUGACUCGCGUAUCCUGACAAAUGCAUGAUCGGUUUUGUCAAAGGGACGUCGUUGUGCUUGGGUCCAAAUUUUGGUCGGAUUGGGAACUUCCAGAUAUUGGGAGUGAACGGGAAUGUUACGUUGGGAUUCUGAGCCAGGGACGCAAUUAUGCAUGGAUCAAAACUUUUUUUAAAAAAGCUGAGAAUGGUCAUCGUGGCAUUUUGUGGCUGGUUGUCGUGUGUGUUUUUUGUCGAUUGGUUGCGUUUGCUUGAUAAUGUAAAACCACGAUCUACGCAGAAAUAUAGUUGUGUAAUAAUAUCCCAGGCAUUCCCAUUAUGAAGCUGCAAAUUAAGUUCUUUUUUGCCCCCCAAUCUUCCUUUCUAGUUUCUUCUGUUGCCCAUUUUGUCAUACUUUUCUGCACAUGGUUCAAUUUGGACAAAGCAUUGAUUCCUCAGCCCAUUCUGUACAGGCACAUGGUGUAUUGAACGCAGUUGAGGGUUGGUUCUAAACCAGCAUGCCGUUGACUCAGAAACGGACGUAGAGAGUGUAUAAUACUGGUCUCGAUGCUUCCACUUCAGUCAUUAACUACACAUGGAUUAACAAUGCCCUCAACUAUCAUGAUUCAGGCAUCAUAUGUCAUUCUUCAGCUCACAUAUUACAACCCAGAAGCUGCAGUCCCUAUGUAUUUGAUUGUGCUCCAGCUAAAUCCAUUGCUAUUUCACCAGCGCAUACUGUUUUAUGAAAGCUCUAGUCCGUGCUUUACUGAAAUCCACGAGUGGAGAACAUAUUCUCUCACAUGUGACGACUCUUCAGUCAGUCACAGUUAGACUGAGCCAAUAGUUCUUCCUGUAACUUGAAAUUUUGACCAUGUUGUUUAGUUCUGUUCUUUGUGUGUGUUUGUACAGCUGCCUGGUACUGUACUGAAUACUUGAGAGGUUAUAGUAUUAAUGUUAGCAUUCAGUGCACACUUUAUUCCAGCUAAUGGAAAUAUUUGUACAGUAAACCUCCCAUAAGUCGUCUUAGUUGGGAACCAUACAUUUAAUACAGUAUUUGCUUCCCAAUUUAACUUAGCACAAUGUGGGAUUAUGCAUGUGAUGAUUAAGGUUAGUUCUGUGGAGAGUAGCUGGUAACAUUUUGAUUUGCUAGUAAACAUUUACAGUCAGAAAUAGAUCCAUAAUAUAUGAUAAUCUUUGUUGCUUAAGAGCUGUAUUGUAUUUCUCUUGAAGUGAGAGUGUCAGCAAAAGGUUACUUUCCACCAGCAUCAUUGCCACCACAUUCCUAUACCUUGUGUCCUCUUUUUACCCCAUAAUGAUUGAGAAUCUCUCUAAUAUGUUUACACGUACACUUGGUGACGCUCUGUGUGACGUUUACACUGCUAUAGACCUUGAACUGUUCAAAUCCAGUAAAGUACAACACUAUAACAUCGCAUGACUAACUCCCCUGGUUCCCCCUCCCUUCUCAGUGACAUUGAUCAAAGGCAGGCUUUGCUGACUGACCAGAGAGCGUGCUUUACACUGCACUGCCCAGAACCAAGAACAGGAGUGGGGCAGCUGUUUACCAAGUUCAUCCUUCAGAGAAUUCCUUGCUGGAUUCCCUCGUGCACAGAGCGUGUGGUCUAAACAGUGAUCUGGAUUAAACCCCGUUUCUCAGUUUCAUUCAUUCAUUCAUUCAUUCAUUCAUUCAUUCAUUCAUUCAUUCA
This is a messenger RNA of Callorhinchus milii (elephant shark), 6793 nucleotides long. It is a transcript of the gene slc6a9, whose product is annotated as solute carrier family 6 member 9. NCBI's taxonomy places the organism in Eukaryota, Metazoa, Chordata, Chondrichthyes, Chimaeriformes, Callorhinchidae. The record is from RefSeq and is a predicted model, not a curated record. Gene Ontology annotation, cellular component: plasma membrane. Gene Ontology annotation, molecular function: glycine:sodium symporter activity. The transcript has 15 exons. Gene Ontology annotation, biological process: glycine import across plasma membrane; synaptic transmission, glycinergic; sodium ion transmembrane transport. The coding region runs from base 823 to 2769 and encodes 648 amino acids.